AUGUUUCGCAUAUUUGCUGUAUGCGCAAUGUCCAUCCUUGUUGGCGUAUGCGGACAACCUACGGUAAAGAAACCCAUCGAAGACGAUCCCGCAUAUGCGGAAUUCCAGCAUGCACGCGAGUUCCGUGAUCCAGGAGAAAAGCUUUUCAUAAAAUACACCACAUAUCAGACUCCUCGUGGGGCCGAUUGCUUCUGGAACACUGUAGAGUGCGUGGAGCACCGAUACAUGCUUCAACUUGGAAUGAGAAUUGGCGGGAAGACAAUUCAAUUUGAGACUCCGCUCCUGUUCAACACCAGCGAAGGACACACCCGGCCGAACGUAAUCUUGCAUAAGCUCACACCAAAUGACACUGAACCUAGAAGAUUUCCCUUAAUGUAUCUGAAGCCGACAGGAGAUUGUUUAGUCGUGAGAGUUCCAAAUCAAAAUAACGGUUGUAUCUUAUUCAUCCGAGAAAAAAGUGCAACUUGCGAUGAAUGUCAUAAAGAAUGCGAAGACAUUUAUGAAGAAAACUGCAACAUGACUCUGGAACGAUCUCCGUAUCGUAGCACCUGCCAGAAAGAAAUAGCUCCUCAAUGUUGA
Molecule: messenger RNA, 579 nt
Organism: Ixodes scapularis (black-legged tick)
Lineage: Eukaryota; Metazoa; Arthropoda; Arachnida; Ixodida; Ixodidae
Exons: 5
Coding region: 1-579 (192 amino acids)
Source: RefSeq, a predicted model, not a curated record